Messenger RNA from Peniophora sp. CBMAI 1063, 396 nucleotides. NCBI's taxonomy places the organism in Eukaryota, Fungi, Basidiomycota, Agaricomycetes, Russulales, Peniophoraceae. The record is from the annotation of a GenBank genome assembly.
AUGGUCAAACCUUGGAAGACUGGAUCGUGUCUUCCACCCGCACUACCUUUCCAGCCUCUCCCUUCGUCGACCUACAUCAGCCUCUGCUUGCCAUGGCCGCCUACUCCGUCGAGAUCCAAAAGCAGCGCUACUCGCAAGAGCUGGCUGAGCAUACCCUUCGCCAAUGGGAGGCAGCUCGCGCUGCCAUGGAGCGCGCAGCACAAGACGACACUCGCGCGAUGUCGACGUCGCCGAGCCAACGCACAAGUUCUUCAACCGCAAGGACUUCCUCCCGCUCAUCAAAGUCGCGCACCCGAGCUCCCGCCAUCGCCACCACUCGCAACUAUUUCAAUUGAUUCAUCGCACUCUAUCCCGGACUUAUCCAUCCCGUGCAUUGUCCCCAGUCCUGUACACUAG